AUGAAGAAGACAAACGACGACGAUCAUGAGUCUAAGAGGGAGAAUAUGUGGUCAAAGCUCUUAGAAUUGGCGGACGUUGCGAGUAAGGUGUAUGAUGAAGAACAACGCAAGAAAAAAGGAAAAUCUAAGAUCGUAUAUGAAGAAGAAGAAGAAGAAGGAUACUACGAUAGAUACCCUCAAGAAACCUAUGAAAAUCUUAAUGGGGCUUCUACUUCUUCUUCAUCGCUUCACCACCUUCGUUGUAUUGAGACUUGUUCUUCACUCCGUUACAACAGGGCUGAGACUGAAAACCCUCCUCCAAACCUUAGUUCACAGUCUUCUUUGAGCCCAAUGGAGAGUACAAGCCGCAAGAGACCUGCCGUGGUGCCGCAAGAAAGGAGUAGUAAUGGUAAAUUCAAGAAAACAAACGUUACUUCUAUGCCACGGGUAGCUAGAGAGACACCGGAGUGGGUUUUCGAGGUGAUGAGAGAGAUGGGGGUAGCAGGAAACCCGAUGCUGGUGUUUGAGAAGUCUCUAUCCCAGAGUGAUGUCAACACAAACCAGAGCCGUCUGUUAAUGCCUUUCAGUAUGCUAACCAGAAACGACUUCUUGACAGAAGCGGAGUGUCAAGCCAUAGAGAGAGAAGACAUCGAGGAAGAGAACAUUGGCGUGGGAACGCUUCUGGUGAAUAAAAAAUGUGAAAAGUGGGGUUUGCGUUUCAAGAUAUGGGUGAUGGAGAAGCCGGACUCUAGAAACGGGACCUUCAACUACACUUUGAACUGGGGGUGGAACGAUGUCGUCAAGGGUAAUCAUUUGAGAGCCGGUCAUGAGAUCAGUCUUUGGAGUUUCAGGUGCCGUGGAGUCCUAUGCUUUGCCCUUGAACGCAGAGUUCCCCUGCCCAAAAGUUUAGCUCAAAUUAUGGAAUCAUGCAUAGCCAAAACAAAAAGUCUAUCGAAAGAAUAA
Molecule: messenger RNA, 942 nt
Organism: Capsella rubella
Lineage: Eukaryota; Viridiplantae; Streptophyta; Magnoliopsida; Brassicales; Brassicaceae
Product: B3 domain-containing protein At5g38490
Exons: 2
Coding region: 1-942 (313 amino acids)
Molecular function (GO): DNA binding
Source: RefSeq, a predicted model, not a curated record